Messenger RNA from Ectocarpus sp. CCAP 1310/34, 333 nucleotides. NCBI's taxonomy places the organism in Eukaryota, Phaeophyceae, Ectocarpales, Ectocarpaceae. The record is from the annotation of a GenBank genome assembly.
AUGCGAGAAGAGUUCAGCACUCUCUUCCCUCUGUGUACACACGAACUAGCGCUAUCCACGAGGCCAGGAACGGAAGCGAGAGAAAAACUCACUUUGCAAGAAAAGCUCGCUUACGCCGGGAUUCGAACACCUGACCUGACCUCUAGAAGGUUUCGAGGUUACCAACUAGACCACCGGGGCGACCGGUGUAUGGGAACGAUGGAAAUGAAAGCAAGGAGGAUGAUGGUGAACGCACCCCAAAACGAACUCGAGUGCAAGGUAGCAGCCUUGGUAGACGCGUGCAGUUUUUGUCUGUUGCUACCGUUUCUGUCUUUGAUCCGGAAACUAGAUUAG